UCUGCGGUUCUGUAGUAUCAGUUGGUUAUUGGAGGGAGUUGGAGAUCGAUCUGUCGACAGGAUCCAACAGAAGAAAGUGGAAUAGAAAUGGCAAACAAGCUCAAGCUCUCCGGGGUCUGCCGUGCUGCUCAUCAUCGUUCCGGCGCUCUCCUCAUCGGCAUCCAGCUGGGGCGGGCGCUCGAGAGGAACCCGGACAGCGCCAGCGUCAGCUUCAGCUUCAGAGGAGCCCUCGCCUACCUCGCAAAGGAGCUUUGGGGUGCGAACAAUGUUUUGGGAUUGGGACGAGGGCGAGGCAGGGAUGGAAGGGUAGCGCAGGUUGAAGGGUGGCAGCCCGUUGUUCCGGCGAGCCUUGUUGGUGAUGACGAUGAAAGCUCGGAUAUGAUGAUUCAGUCAAAGCAUACCUCCUACAUCCCAUUGCCAUGGGUUGAAGGCCGAGAAAAUAGCAGUGUGCUACUCCCAAGGCCCAGCAGAGAUACCACACAAAUAAUCAUACUUCGCCUCGGGGCGUGAUCAGCGUGGGGCAGCCAUGUUACAUGCGUGAGUCCAACGCUCCUCGCCUCCGCAGCGUCACCUUGUACCAUUCCACGGCGAUCCACUCCUUGUCCUGCAACUACGACAACUCCCGAGCUGCUGCUGGUCCGUGGGGGCUCCCGCACUCCUUCGGCUCCAAAGGAAUAGUACAGUAGUUGCUAGCAAUAGCAGUGAAUCAAUCCAAGCCCUGAUCGAUUUGACCAUUGUUCCUGAAAGAACAGAGGACAUCUUGUAUUAUUCUAUUUCUAUAUCUGAGUCGAUCUUGGCGG
Molecule: messenger RNA, 800 nt
Organism: Setaria italica (foxtail millet)
Lineage: Eukaryota; Viridiplantae; Streptophyta; Magnoliopsida; Poales; Poaceae
Exons: 3
Coding region: 88-510 (140 amino acids)
Source: RefSeq, a predicted model, not a curated record